Molecule: messenger RNA, 2658 nt
Organism: Elephantulus edwardii (Cape elephant shrew)
Lineage: Eukaryota; Metazoa; Chordata; Mammalia; Macroscelidea; Macroscelididae
Product: NACHT, LRR and PYD domains-containing protein 12-like
Exons: 9
Coding region: 1-2658 (885 amino acids)
Biological process (GO): negative regulation of inflammatory response; negative regulation of canonical NF-kappaB signal transduction; positive regulation of MHC class I biosynthetic process
Cellular component (GO): cytoplasm
Molecular function (GO): protein binding
Source: RefSeq, a predicted model, not a curated record
AUGCGCGGCGGCGACGACGACUGUGUGCAUGUGCAGCGAGCCGGCGGGAGGCUAAGGAUCGCAGGCUGGAUGAAGCGGGAUUACCGGGAAAUUUUGCAAAAACAACUAAAAGAAAAAUAUCUGAAAAUAGGAACUGAUAAAUGUUACCACCAUGGCAAGCAUAUUGAACCAAGACUGCUUCUUGUCAAGGAACAUGGUAUAUCAGAAAAGACACCAUGCGGCAUCCCUCAACAACAACAUUUUAUUGAGAUGGAACAUGCUUUUGAUCUUGAUGAAGAGGGCUCCAGUGCAUCCCAAACCGUGGUGAUUCAAGGGUGUGCAGGGAUCGGAAAAACAGCUGUGGUGCACAAGUUCAUGUUCAACUGGGCAGCAGGAAUGGUUACUCCAGGCAGGUUUGAUUAUCUCAUGUAUGUCAACUGCAGAGAAAUAAACCAUAUUACUAAUGUUAGUGCGGUUGACCUGAUUGGCUACACUUUUCAAGAUAUAGAAAGACCCAUCUUAGACGUCAUUCUGACAUAUCCAGAGAAGCUUCUGUUCAUUUUUGAUGGGUUCCCUGAGCUGCAGGACUCUGUAGGUGACCAGGAAGGGGCUCUUACUGCUGAUCCCCAGGAGAAGAAAACAGUAGAAGCUCUAUUGUGCAGUUUUGUAAAGAAAAAACUAUUUCCUGAAUCUUCCCUCCUCAUUACCGCCCGGCCUACAGCCAUGAAGAAGCUGCACUCUCUGCUAAAACAACCUAUCCAAGUAGAGAUUCUAUGGUUUACAGAAGCAGAAAAGAGAUCCUAUUUUUUGAGUCAGUAUUCAGGUGCUAGCAUGGCAAUGAAAGUCUUUUAUGGUCUGCGAGACAAUGAAAGCCUUGAAAUCAUGUCUUCUCUCCCUAUCAUCUCCUGGAUAAUCUGCACUGUCCUACAGUCACAGGGAGAAGAUGACAAGGCUCUUAUGAGGUCACUUCAGACCAUGACAAAUGUGUAUCUGUUCUACUUUUCCAAGUGCCUCAAAACUCUUACUGGUAUCUCAGUAUGGAAUGGACAGAGCUGCUUGUGGGGCCUCUGUUCUUUGGCUGCAGAGGGACUGCAGAAGCAGAAGGUUCUGUUUCAAGUUAAUGACCUCAGAAGACACGGGAUAAGACUGCAUGAUAUCAACUGCAUUUUUCUCAGUCAUUUUUUACAAAAAGCAGAAAGAGGUAUCAAUGUUUACACUUUCCUUCACUUCAGUUUCCAAGAGUUCUUGACUGCUGUGUUCUAUGCCCUGAAGAAUGAGAGCAGCUGGAUGUUUUUUAAUCAAGUGGAGAAAACAUGGCAAGAAAUUUUUCAACAAUAUGGAAAAGGUUUUUCAUCACUAACAAUACAAUUCUUAUUUGGCCUCUUACAUAAAGGAAAUGAGAAGACAUUGGAAACUACUUUUGGAAGAAAAGUCUCUCCAGGACUUCGAGAGGAGUUACUGAAGUGGACUGAAAAAGAAAUAAAGGAUAAAUCCACGAGGUUACAGCUUGAACCAGUAGACUUGUUUCACUGUUUAUAUGAGAUUCAGGAAGAAAAAUUUGCAGAAAAGAUAAUUGGUGACUUACAGUCAAUUAUACUGCUUCAGCCUACCUACACAAAAAUGGACAUUCUGGCUAUGUCAUACUGUGUAAAAAGCAGUCAGAGGCACUUGUCAAUAUCUUUGAAGUGUCAGCACCUACUUGGAUUUGAGGAGGGAGGAAGAGCCUCAGCAUUCAGGCCCCCAGCCGUGAUGCGUAAUCAGUCAUCUCAGAUGCGCAAUUUACCAUUGUCUCAGCUACACUUCCUCUGCAAAGCCCUGCGCAGUCCAAACUGUAAAAUAAAACACCUAAAGUUGUACAGAUGUCUUAUCUCCUCUGCUUCUUGUGGGGCACUAGCAGCUGUUCUUAGCACCAGUCAGUGCCUCACCGAGUUGGAAUUUUCUGAAACAAAACUGGAAGCUUCAGCUUUGAAAUUUCUCUGUGAAGGCUUAAAAGACCCAAAUUGCAAAUUACAGAAGCUCAAGUUAUGUGCUAGCUUUCACCCAGAACAUUCAGAGGUUAUUUGCAAGUACCUUGCCUCUGUUCUCAUUUACAAGUCAAAACUCAUUGAGCUAGACCUGAGUGAAAAUCCUCUGGGAGACACAGGGGUGAAGUAUCUUUGUGAAGGCCUCAGCCAUUUCAACUGUAGAGUGGAGAAGCUAGACUUAAGCACAUGUAACCUCACAGAUGCUAGCUGUGUGGAUCUCUCUUCUUUUUUGCGAGUGAGUCAGUCUUUAAAAGAACUGUUUGUGUUUGCCAAUCCCCUGGGGGAUAAAGGAAUACAGCUUCUCUGUGAAGGUCUGCAGCGAAGACGUUCAACGGGUAUAAUUGAGAAUCUUGUAUUGUGGACUUGUCACCUAACUGGAGCAUGUUGUCAGUAUUUGUGCAGUGCACUCUCCAUCAAUGAAACUCUGAGAGACCUUGACCUCAGUGACAAUGCCUUGGGGGAUGAUGGCAUGCAGGUGCUGUGUGAAGGGCUAAAACAUCCUGGCUGCAAACUACAGACCCUGUGGUUAGCAAAGUGUCAUCUCACAGAUACGUGCUGUGAAGCCCUGGCCUCUGUCCUAAGCAGAAAUGAGAACCUGACAUUGCUAGACAUAACUGGAAAUGACUUCAGGGAUUUUGGAAACUGGAACACAUAA